Messenger RNA from Oncorhynchus kisutch (coho salmon), 5885 nucleotides. RefSeq names its product zinc finger protein 345-like. Gene Ontology annotation, molecular function: RNA polymerase II cis-regulatory region sequence-specific DNA binding; DNA-binding transcription factor activity, RNA polymerase II-specific. The record is from RefSeq and is a predicted model, not a curated record. NCBI's taxonomy places the organism in Eukaryota, Metazoa, Chordata, Actinopteri, Salmoniformes, Salmonidae. Gene Ontology annotation, biological process: regulation of DNA-templated transcription. Bases 186 to 2804 code for a protein of 872 amino acids. The transcript is spliced from 3 exons.
UGUGUUGGAUGCCACCCGCCGUUAAACCACAUCGAAGAAGAAGACGAUCCCGUCAUACAGAUGUGUUUAUACCAUAUAGAAUAAUACAUUGAACGAUUCUGAUUGCUCCCACAGGAUCUCAUAAUUUGCAUUUACAGCCAAACAAUUACAGAAAAGUAACUGUUCAGAUCCACCUCUAGCCGACCAUGUCUGAGCCGGGUUCUGGCUGUGGUGAUCCGGCCCAGAGAAGCUCACAACAGGGUCCAGAGGUGGUGUCAGUGAAGCUGGAGGACUGCAGUCAAACACUGGAACUCAAUGUGAUUGUGAAAGAGGAGGAGGAGAGAGAAAUCAAGGAGGAAGAAAACAGUGACUCCGGAAAGAGCUCCAACCCAGACUCAGACAGCAAGCCCAGUCCCACAGCAUCAGGAAAUCAUAAACAAUGCAGACAGAAGCCCCAACCCUGCUGUACCGACAGUUUUAUUUGUCCAACUCACCUCAAAUCCCUCAAACAGACUCCCAAAAUAAAGAAGACAUACCUCUGCUCCCAAUGUGGGAAGAGUUUCAGUCGGACAGGAGACCUAAAGAGUCACGAGAGAUCACACAGUAAAAAAAAGCCUUACCACUGCGCUCGAUGUGGGGAGGGAUUCACUCAGCUUGGAAGUCUAAAAAGUCACCAGAGAAUACAUACAGGGGAAAAGCCUUACCACUGCUCCCAGUGUGGGAAGAGCUUUAAUCGUUCAGGAAACCUUACAGAACAUCAAAGAAUACAUACAGGGGAGAAGCCUCACCACUGCACCCAAUGUGGGAAGAGUUUCAGUCGGGCAGGAAUUCUAAAGAAUCAUAAGAGAACUCACACAGGAGAGAAACCUUUCCACUGCUCUGCUUGUGGGAAGAGUUUUACAAGAGAAGUAAGCCUAAAAAAUCAUCAAAGGGUACACACUGGAGAGAAACCUUUCCACUGCGCCACAUGUGGGAGGGGUUUCAGUGAGAAAGUAAAUCUUAAUAGACAUGAGCGAGUACAUAGUGAAGAGAAGCCUUACCACUGCACCACAUGUGGGAAGAGCUUUAAUCAUUCAGGAAGCCUUAAGGAACACCAGAGAAUACAUACAGGGGAGAAACCUUACCACUGCACUGAGUGUGGAAAGAAAUUCCGUUUUGCGGGAGAUCUAAAGAAUCACCAGAGAUCACACAGUAGGGAGAAGCCUUACCACUGCUCUCUUUGUGGGAAGAGUUUCAAUCAACCCGGAAACCUAAAGAGUCAUCAGCGAAUACACAUUGAAGAGAAGCCUAUCAGUACUGUCAAUGUGAUUGUCAAAGAGGAGGUGGGUGAGAGGAAAAUCAAUGAUAAGGUAAAGAGAGAAGUUGAGGAAAGUAAUGGUGUAGUUGACUCAGGUACAUCAAGACUACCUGGUCGUGGGAGUUAUCCCUGUCCUCAAUGUGGGAAGAAUUUUAGUUCCUCAAGUAAUCUAAAGAAUCAUCAAAGAGUUCACACUGGAGAGAAACCUUUCCACUGCUCAGCAUGUGGGAAGCGUUUCCGUGAGAAAGCACACCUUAAGAGACAUGAGAGGGUACAUAAUGGAGAGAAGCCUUACAACUGCUUCGAAUGUGGGAAGAAUUUCCGUGUGGAAGAUACCCUACAGAAACACCAGAGAAUCCACACAGGAGAGAAGCCUCACCACUGCUCUCUUUGUGAGAAGAGCUUUAAUCAUUCAGGAAGCCUUAAAGAACAUCAAAGAAUACAUAGUGGAGAAAAGCCUUACCACUGCUCUCUUUGCGGGAAGAGCUUCCAUCAUUCAGGAACCUUUAAGAAACAUCAGCAAAAACACAUUGGAGUGAAACCUACCUGUAAUCUCAAUGUGAUUGUCAAAGAGGAGGAUGGUGACUGUACUCCCAAUGUGAUUGUCAAAGAGGAGGAUGAUGACUGUACUCCCAAUGUUAUUGUCAAAGAGGAGGACGAUGACUGUACUCCCAAUGUGAUUGUCAAAGAGGAGGAUGAUGACUGUACUCUCAAUGUGAUUGUCAAAGAGGAGGAGGAUGACCCAGAUACAUCAAGACUACCUGAUUGUGGUCGUUACCCCUGUCCUCAAUGUGGAAAGAAUUUUAGUUCCUCGAGUAAUCUAAAGAAUCAUCAAAGAGUACACACUGGAGAGAAACCUUUCCACUGCUCUGCAUGUGGGAAGAGUUUCAGUGAGAAAGCAAACCUUAAGAGACAUGAGAGAGUACAUGAGAAGGAAAAGAUAGAAGUUGAGGAAGAGGAGAAAACUGGUAGUGUAGUUGACCCAGGGACAUCAAGACUACCUGGCCGUGGGAGUUACCCCUGUCCUCAAUGUGGGAAGAGUUUCAGUUCCUUAGGUAAUCUAAAUAAUCACCAAAAAGUACACACGGGAGAGAAGCCUUACCACUGCACCCAAUGUGGGAAGAGCUUCAGUGAGAAAGCAAACCUAAAGAGACAUGAGAUAGUACAUAGUGGAGAGAAGCCUUACCACUGCACCCAAUGUGGGAAGAAUUUCCGUGCGGCAGAUACCCUACAGAAACACCAGAGAAUCCACACAGGAGAGAAGCCUAACCACUGCUAUUUUUGUGGGAAGAGCUUUGAUAAUUUAGGCAGCCUUAAGGAACAUAAAAAAAUACAUAAUGGAGAGAAGCCUUACCACUGCACUCAAUGUGGGAAGAGCUUCAAUUACUCAGGAAAUUUUAAGAAACAUCAAAGAAUACAUAUUGGAGAGAAUCCUACCUUUAUUCUCAAUGUGAUUGUCAAAGAGGAGGAGGAAGAUGGAAAAGAGAGAGAAGUUGAGGAGAGAGAAGUGAAGGAAGAGGCUACAUAAGCUAACUAGGAAGGGAGAGUUAUACCUCAUAUCUUUGCAAUGCUGUCUUCUGUGUCAGUAUGGGAUUGGGCAGCACCAUUGAGAGCGAUCUCCUUUUUAAAAUAGUCCAUAUCUUCUACUUCUAUGAGUGUAUUGGAAGGUAGCAAAUCAACUGAAAAAGAACACACCACCACCUAAUGUGCUGCAGUGUGUACAGUCUGAACAGGAUACCACCUCCUAAUGUACUGCAGUGUGUACAGUCUGAACAGGAUACCACCUAAUGUAUUGCAGUGUGUACAGUCUGAACAGGAUACCACCUCCUAAUGUACUGCAGUGUGUACAGUCUGAACAGGAUACCACCUCCUAAUGUGCUGCAGUGUGUACAGUCUGAACAGGAUACCACCUAAUGUAUUGCAGUGUGUACAGUCUGAACAGGAUACCACCUCCUAAUGUACUGCAGUGUGUACAGUCUGAACAGGAUACCACCUCCUAAUGUGCUGCAGUGUGUACAGUCUGAACAGGAUACCACCUCCUAAUGUACUGCAGUGUGUACAGUCUGAACAGGAUACCACCUCCUAAUGUACUGCAGUGUGGACAGUCUGAACAGGAUACCACCUCCUAAUGUGCUGCAGGGUGUACAGUCUGAACAGGAUACCACCUCCUCAUGUACUGCAGUGUGUACAGUCUGAACAGGUCCAAAGCCAAUGGUGAUUUACUGCUACCUGCAGUUAUGGAAUGUUAUCUCAGGACUAUAAUUCUUUGGUUAACUCCUUCUGCUGACCUGGAUGGAAUUAUAGCAUCCUUCCUUAACCCACAGGAAGUUUUGACUACUUCAAAAUGGUGAAAGUCCUCAAUGGUGCUGCUCGUUAGACAAUACAGUGGAAAAGCCUCACCAUUGCUCUCAUUAUAUAAAAUCUCUUAUUCACUAAAGCAUGUGAUAAAUAUAUCUGUAUAGAAUCUGCGUUCUAGGACACAGAUUCAUGCUCGGAGUUCAUUUGACUGUGGGUUGUCGACAAUGCAGCUUUUAAAAAGGCAAUUUCCGACUGUGCGAAAACAUAUGCUGCAUUUACCACGAAUAAGAAAUACGCGAUAGUGGGAACAUUGCCUUUAAAAGUCCGAUUGAAUCCCAGCUUCUGUUUAGUCAUGGUAAAAACAUUACAUCUUUCUUCCAUUUAUUUUCUUCCAUUUAGCAGAAGUCUUUAUCCAAAGUGAUUUGUUCUGGAUGUAAAGCACAGACAACACAAACAACAAUAUCUAAACGCAUUAAAGGACCAAUCCAAAGUUGAACCAAUAACAAAGCGAGGCACCCUUGUUUUGGUAUAAAGCUUAGGGAUGGACCUGGAGAAGUGUAACCACUUCCAAAUUCAUAGACAGAGCUAUGGACUGACCAUUCAUGAUCUCAAAAUGAUCUGCUAUGGAUUGACCAUUCAUGAUCUCAAAAUGAUCUGCUAUGGAUUGACCAUUCAUGAUCUCAAAAUGAUCUGCUAUGGAUUGACCAUUCAUGAUCUCAAAAUUAUAAUUUUAGCUAUGGACUGACCAUUCAUGAUCUCAAAAUGAUCUGCUAUGGACUGACCAUUCAUGAUCUCAAAAUGAUCUGCUAUGGAUUGACCAUUCAUGAUCUCAAAAUAAUCUGCUAUGGACUGACCAUUCAUGAUUUCAAAAUGAUCUUCUAUGGACUGACCAUUCAUGAUCUCAAAAUGAUCUGCUAUGGAUUGACCAUUCAUGAUCUCAAAAUUAUAAUUUUAGCUAUGGACUGACCAUGAUUUCAAAAUGAUCUGCUAUGGAUUGACCAUUCAUGAUCUCAAAAUGAUCUGCUAUGGAUUGACCAUUCAUGAUCUCAAAAUGAUCUGCUAUGGACUGACCAUUCAUGAUCUCAAAAUGAUCUGCUAUGGACUGACCAUUCACGAUCUCAAAAUUAUCUGCUAUGGACAGACCAUUCAUGAUCUCAAAAUGAUCUGCUAUGGAUUGACCAUUCAUGAUCUCAAAAUUAUAAUUUUAGCUAUGGACUGACCAUUCAUGAUUUCAAAAUGAUCUGCUAUGGAUUGACCAUUCAUGAUCUCAAAAUUAUCUGCUAAGGAUUGACCAUUCAUGAUCUCAAAAUGAUCAGCUAUGUACUGACCAUUCAUGAUCUCAAAAUGAUCUGCUAUGGAUUGACCAUUCAUGAUCUCAAAAUAAUCUGAUAUGGACUGACCAUUCAUGAUUUCAAAAUGAUCUUCUAUGGACUGACCAUUCAUGAUCUCAAAAUGAUAAUUUUAACCAUGUUUUAGGCUAUACGGGGUUUGUUUACAUUUACAAUGUUUCCAAACAUUGGAGGAAAACAAACUUAUAUUUUGUGGUUCUGAUGGAGUGUGACAGUUGAAAUAAUCUUAUGAGUGAUUAUAAAUGAAUAGUUUUCAAGAAUCAAUAGGGAUAUACAGUAUCAUUCAUUUAUAUAAGUCUAAAAAUGUAUGUUACAACUGCAGAGCCCCCCUUUAAACACUACAGUAUCAUUACAUAUUUACAUAUACCAUUACAACUGCAGAUCCCCCCUUUAAUCACUACAGUAUCAUAACAACAGUAGAUCCCCCCUUUAAUCACUACAGUACCAUUACAACUGCAGAUCCCCCCCCCCUUUAAUCACUACAGUAUCAUUACAUAUUUACAUAUACCAUUACAACAGUUCACAGUAACAGAGGUCAGAUAGGCCUACAGUUUACGUUGUUGAACAGUGUCUGUGUCCAUCAAUGUGAAAUCAACAAAACAUUUCACCAUGUCUUUGGAUUUAGGUCAAAAUAUAUAUUUUUUAAUUAAAUUCCCAAAACAUUUAAAUACUUUUUUUCAAAUCCAAUCAGUUUUCCACGUUGAUUCAACGUCAUCGCAUUGACGUUUUUUGGUUGAAAUGACGUGGAAACGACGUUGAUUCAACCAGGUUUUUUUUGCCCAGUAGGAUUAUGACAGAAUUCAGCCAUUCUUUUUUAACCUCAGGAGAAGGGCUGGUCUGGAUUGACAUCAGAAGUAAACAAUAUGAGUGUAUUGUUAUGUCCUCAUCUGGAUGUAACCGGUGUGUGUAAAAAAUAUAUUGCCAAGUAUCCUUGAAUUGAAUUAUAAAUACAAAAGAACAAA